AGAGCACGUUCGGAGGGGGUUGGGCCAAGCCCCUCCCCCGCGCCCAGGUGCCAGCCCCCAGCGCCACCACCACCCCAGCGGGCCGGGCGCUGACUUCAUAAAAGGCCGCCCAAGGAGCUGGCAGAGGCUGUCAGGCAGAGCGGGAGGAUGAGCUCAGCGCAUGGACAGCAGCAGCAGCAGCAGCAGCAGCAGCAGCAGGGGGGCGGCCGGAGGGGCCGUAGUUCUGGGGAGAAGAAGUCCAAAAAGCGCAACCGGCGCAAAGAAACCUACUCAAUGUACAUCUACAAGGUGCUGAAGCAGGUGCACCCCGACAUCGGCAUCUCUUCCAAGGCCAUGAGCAUCAUGAACUCAUUUGUGAAUGAUGUGUUUGAGCGGCUGGCCGGCGAGGCCGCCCGGCUGGCCCAGUACUCGGGCCGAACCACGCUGACAUCCCGGGAGGUGCAGACGGCCGUGCGUCUGCUGCUGCCUGGCGAGCUGGCCAAGCACGCUGUGUCUGAGGGCACUAAGGCUGUCACCAAGUACACCAGCUCCAAGUGACCCCAGAGGCGUGGGGUUAAUAAACAGUGAACUGCUCCUGUGCACUGUGGUGCUUUGAAUAAGGGACACGUGAUGGCAAGGUGUGAC
Phacochoerus africanus (Common warthog) is the source of this 624-nucleotide messenger RNA. RefSeq names its product histone H2B type 2-K1. Gene Ontology annotation, cellular component: nucleosome. The transcript has 2 exons. NCBI's taxonomy places the organism in Eukaryota, Metazoa, Chordata, Mammalia, Artiodactyla, Suidae. The record is from RefSeq and is a predicted model, not a curated record. Gene Ontology annotation, molecular function: structural constituent of chromatin; DNA binding; protein heterodimerization activity. Bases 148 to 537 code for a protein of 129 amino acids.